UUUUGGGCACUUCAGUUUGCACUUUGCACAAAAUGGCCGCACCUAAUUCUUCCCUUAUUCAUAUUUCCUUUGCUCUCGUAACCGCCAUUUCUCUCCUCUUCACGCAUUCCGCAUUCUCCCUACAUUCGCCGGAAUAUUCCCCUUCUUCCUCGCCUUCGCCUGCACCAGCGCUUUUUUCGCCGGAGGCUCCGUCGCCGUCGCCGCAAAUUGAAUCUCCGCCUGCGCCUGCGCCGGCGCCGGCUCCGUCAGAUCCAUCGCUUAAUUCGAGUUCUCCUGCGCCGUCUCCGGAAGGCGGAGAGGAGGAGGAUUCGAGAUCGCCGGCUCCGGCGCCGGUUGUGGCUGGAGACGUUCGUCAUGAGUCCGGUGCUGCAGAUCUGACAGCGGAUGAGUCAUCCGGAGGAAUGAACGGUGGAAAGAAGGCCGGCGUGGCGAUCGGCGUCAUUGCGGCGGCCGGCGUUUUGAUGCUCGGAGCGAUGGUGUACAGGAAGAGGCAGCGUAACAUUCGGCGGUCGCAGUACGGAUACUCCGCGCGGAGAGAAGAUCUGUAGAUCGCACGCAGUACGCACGCAUGAUUCACAUACAUACUAAGUAAAUAUCUUUUUAUAUAUAUAUAUAUAUGUGUGUGUGUGAAUGUAUCUUAUAGAGUUUCAUAUUUUGUGGAGCGGUAGCAUUUUGACGCACAGCAGAUUGGAUUAGGAAAUUUCUAGAGAUUAGUUUCUCACAUUUGGUUGAUUCAUUGUUGCUUCUUUGAUUUGCUUCAUUCUUUGCGGUAUCAAUGAAUAUUCAUCAUUUGAGUUGGACAUAUGUAUUUUGAGAUAUUGA
Messenger RNA from Andrographis paniculata, 822 nucleotides. RefSeq lists its product as uncharacterized. The transcript has a single exon. The record is from RefSeq and is a predicted model, not a curated record. The coding region runs from base 33 to 548 and encodes 171 amino acids. NCBI's taxonomy places the organism in Eukaryota, Viridiplantae, Streptophyta, Magnoliopsida, Lamiales, Acanthaceae.